This is a messenger RNA of Ceratitis capitata (Mediterranean fruit fly), 929 nucleotides long. It is a transcript of the gene PTPMT1, whose product is annotated as phosphatidylglycerophosphatase and protein-tyrosine phosphatase 1. Lineage: Eukaryota; Metazoa; Arthropoda; Insecta; Diptera; Tephritidae. The transcript has 4 exons. Bases 206 to 805 code for a protein of 199 amino acids. The record is from RefSeq and is a predicted model, not a curated record. Gene Ontology annotation, biological process: protein dephosphorylation. Gene Ontology annotation, molecular function: protein tyrosine/serine/threonine phosphatase activity; phosphatidylinositol-4,5-bisphosphate 5-phosphatase activity; phosphatidylglycerophosphatase activity.
CUACAGUUUUCUAAGCACUAAAAUAUUCUACAUAAAUUUGUACUUUCGGACAAAAUAAAGCAUUUCAUCAUAGAUAAAAUUUCAUAAAUUGUAAACAUCAAGUAGGCACAGUUUUUGAUGCAGCGGUAACAAAAACCAGAAAGCUUUGUUUUGAAUAUUGUUUUCGUUUAUUUACCUUGAAUCUCAUUAUAAACGAAAAAACACAAUGGAAAUGAGUGCUGCUAUGAUCGCCCGCUUGUCAUUUUAUCCAACACUAUUUUACAAUGUGAUGAUGGAAAAGGCGUCCUCGAGGAAUUGGUACGAUCGUAUUGAUGAAAAUGUAAUUUUGGGUGCUUUGCCUUUCCGCUCACAGGCGAAUGAAUUGAUAACCAAAGAAAACAUGAAGGCUGUUGUAUCCAUGAACGAAGAUUACGAGCUCACCAUGUUCUCUAAUGACUCACCGAAAUGGAAUUUGCUUGGAAUUGAUUUUUUACAAUUGCCAACAACAGAUAUCUUUGAAUCACCAAAUCAAGAAAAGCUUUUCAAUGGUGUAGAGUUCAUAAAUAAAUUUUUGCCUUUAGAUCAAAGGAUAAAAGGCUUGAGCACUUCUACUAGCCCUGAAAAUAAGGGAACUGUAUAUGUGCAUUGUAAAGCGGGGCGUACUCGUAGUGCUACGCUUGUUGGCUGUUAUUUAAUGCUGAGAAAUGGUUGGACACCGGAACAAGCUGUCGAUCACAUGCGUGCCUGUCGCCCCCAUAUUUUAUUACACUCGAAACAAUGGGAUGCCCUCAGAAUAUUCUUUAAAAAUAAUGUCGAGAACUCAUGACCUUUUAUGAUCAUUUCUGAAGUCGUUAAUGAACUGUACAUUGUAGGUAAUAAAUUGUUAUUCGAAUGGUUCCACUUUUCAGCAGCGUAAUAAAGUAUUCAAGCAUUCUUUAAAUGCAAAUGUA